This is a messenger RNA of Stegastes partitus (bicolor damselfish), 6543 nucleotides long. It is a transcript of the gene inpp5f, whose product is annotated as inositol polyphosphate-5-phosphatase F. Gene Ontology annotation, molecular function: phosphatidylinositol-4-phosphate phosphatase activity. Gene Ontology annotation, cellular component: clathrin-coated endocytic vesicle; early endosome. Gene Ontology annotation, biological process: regulation of endocytic recycling; phosphatidylinositol dephosphorylation. The transcript has 20 exons. Lineage: Eukaryota; Metazoa; Chordata; Actinopteri; Pomacentridae. The record is from RefSeq and is a predicted model, not a curated record. Bases 351 to 3782 code for a protein of 1143 amino acids.
GUCUCGAGCGGCGCACGGCUGCUCAUGUCUGGGACGCUUUCUCACGCACUGAUGUGUAUUCGCCUUGACUCUGUCUCGUAUGACUGUAGGAAGAGAUGCUUCGCCCGUAGACAAGGAACCGGAGUAUCAAUAUGCGUAAAAGUGGAAUAAACAAAUCCGACUCGCAUCCAGCUGCUGCCGCCGCCGCUAGCUCGCUAGGCAGCUAGCUGCCGUAGCUCUCAGCCCGCGGGGACCGAGCUAACCGUGGCUAAGCCAGUCGCCAGUCUGGCUAGCUACUGUUAACCUCCAGGACGUGGAAGACCCAGUUACCUGUACUAGUUACUUAUUGUUUUGUAACGUGAAGGUACAAAAUGGAGCUGUUUCAAGCCAAAGACGACUACAUUCUCCAGAGCGGGGACCGUGCGCUGUGGUGCAGCCGAAAGGACGGGACCAUGACGGUCAGACCUGCAACAGACCUGUUGUUAGCUUGGAACCCAGUGUGUUUGGGUUUGGUGGAAGGCGUCAUCGGAAAGAUACAGCUUCACACUGAUCUUCCACUUGGCCUUGUACUCAUCCGCCAGAAAGCACUGGUGGGCCAUUUACCCGGCAACCACAAAGUCUACAAGAUCACCAAGAUAGCUGUCAUUCCCUUGUCUGACGAAGAGCCUCAGGAGCUCGAGCUGGAGCUUUGCAAGAAGCAUCAUUUUGGAAUCGAUAAACCAGAGAAACUGGCCCAGUCUCCAGAUGAUUCCAAGUUCUUGAUGAAGACUUUUAGUCAGAUCAAAUCUAAUGUGGCUGUGCCCAUCAAGAAAAAGUAUUCCCCUGCCUUCCAGGUCAAAGAAAACAAAGAGAAGGAGCGUCUGGAGAGGCGACUGCUGGAUGAGCUGUACAAGAUAUUCAUGGACUCCGACUCCUUCUACUAUAGCAUGACUUAUGACCUGACAAACAGUGUGCAGCGUCAAGGAGACUCUGAUAAGUCUGGCUUACCCCUAUGGAAACAGGUGGAUGACCGUUUCUUCUGGAACAAACACAUGAUCCAGGAUCUUAUUGACCUUCAGGUUCCGGAGGUUGACUUCUGGGUCAUCCCAAUCAUCCAGGGCUUUGUACAGGUGGAGGAGCUGGUGGUGAACUACAAUGAGACCUCUGAUGAGGAGCGGAGCAGCCCCGAGACCCCGCCAAAGGAGGUCACCUGUGUCGAUGACAUCCAUCCUCGCUUUACUGUGGCGCUGAUCUCUAGACGCAGCCGCCACCGUGCAGGGAUGCGGUACAAACGCAGGGGUGUGGAUACAGAUGGCCAUGUGGCUAACUAUGUGGAGACAGAGCAGUUGAUCCACGUGCACAGCCACACUCUAUCCUUUGUGCAGACUCGUGGCUCUGUGCCUGUCUUCUGGAGCCAGGCAGGGUACCGCUAUAAUCCCCGGCCACGCUUGGAGAAAGGAGAAAAGGAGACUAUGUCUUACUUUGCUUCUCACUUUGAAGAACAGCUUAAACUCUACAAGAAGCAGAUGAUCAUUAACUUGGUGGAUCAAAGUGGACGGGAAAAAAUAAUUGGGGACGCAUAUCUAAAGCAAGUCCUGCUUUACAACAACUCAAACCUCACAUACGUUUCAUUUGACUUCCACGAGCACUGCCGUGGUAUGAAGUUUGAGAAUGUGCAAAUACUGACAGAUGCGAUUUCUGAUAUCAUCACUGACAUGAAAUGGGCCUGGGUGGACCAAGCAGGAGUCAUCUGCAAGCAGGAUGGAAUCUUCAGAGUAAACUGUAUGGACUGUCUUGACAGGACCAAUGUGGUCCAAGCUGCUAUUGCUCGUGUGGUAAUGGAACAGCAGCUAAAGAAACUGGGUGUGAUGCCUCCAGAGCAGCCUCUGCCUGUCAAGUGCUACAGGAUUUAUCAGGUCAUGUGGGCCAACAAUGGCGACACCAUCAGCAGGCAGUAUGCAGGAACGGCAGCACUCAAGGGAGAUUUCACCAGGACGGGGGAGAGGAAACUGGCCGGUGUGAUGAAGGAUGGCGUGAACUCAGCCAACCGCUACUAUCUGAACCGUUUCAGGGAUGCUUACAGACAAGCAGUCAUUGAUCUGAUGAUGGGCCUGCCGGUGACGGAGGACCUUUACUCCAUCUUCAGUAAGGAGAAAGAACAUGAAGAAAAAGAGAAGGAGAGCCAGAGAGGAGCCCAGGAGCAGGUCAGCCUCCUUCUGCAGACCUACAUGCAGCUUUUGUUGCCGGAUGAUGAGAAGUUUCACGGCGGUUGGGCGCUCAUCAAUUGUGACAUGAGCCUCAUUGACGCAACCAACAAAGACGUGGAUGUGCUGCUGCUCCUGUCUGACAAGGCCUAUUACAUUGCUUACUACGAUGAAGAGGCCGAUAAAGUGAACCAAUACCAACGUCUCAACUUGGAGGGUUUGGAAAAGAUUGAAAUUGGUCCUGAGCCUACUCUGUUUGGGAAGCCAAAGUUCUGCUGUAUGCGUUUGCACUAUAGGAAUGAAGAGACAAGUGGAUACUUUCACACACUGAGAGCAGCAACACGAAAUCCUGAGGAUGAUGGAAAAGAUACAUUACAGUGCAUUGCCGAGAUGCUCCGCAUAACUAAACAGGCCACGGGGUUGGACCUGCUUGUGGUUGAAAAGAAACUGGAGAGGCGGCAGAGUAAACCUCAUGAGGAUAUAAUGGGCAUCCAGAACAAACCUGCUGACCAAGUUCAGGGCAGCUCUGGCCUGGCACAGGGGAAAAGUUUCCUUCUCAACAAAUUCUCGUCUCUCAAUCAGAAAGUGAAGCAGACCAAAACAAACGUAAACAUCGGCACCUUCAAGCCCCUCGGAAAGCUUGGCAACUUCUCUAAGCCUGAUGUAAAAGUCAAUUUCCUAAAACCAACUAUGCAUGUCAACCUGUGGAAGUCAGACAGCAGCUUGGAGACAUCAGAAAACAACCCUGGCACAGGAGCCCUAAAAGACAUGGGUGACGAGCACUAUGACAUGUCCUCGGACUCAGACUCCUAUAAUUCAGACCCGGAGCAUCCGUGCUCUGGCUCUUUAGAAAAUGUGGACUAUGUCCUGCCCAGUUGCGGCAUUGUAGCAUCAAACCCACGACUGGGUAGCCGCUCCCAGUCCAUCGGUAGCGUGGAGCUAAAUAUCCCUUCUGUUAUCCGGGUCACUGGCUGUGAUGGAAAGCAAGACACCUCCUCUCAAGUCAGUGAUGACAAGUCCCCCGGCGCCGCCUCAGUGGCUGAAGAAGCCAUUCUGAUUGACUUUGGUACUCCCAUUGAUGCCUACUGCCACCAGUUCGUCCAGGAUGCACAGACCAAACCUGUUGAGGUGUUUGGAGAGAAGCCACCACCUCCUGUACCUUCACUUAACCCUGUAGUGCCUGUGCAGAAUAAGACCCCAGCAGACUCAGACAAGCAGCCAAGCUCAGAGCCGCAGAAUCAGCAAGAAGAGCCCCAGCUCCCCAGGCCAUCUCAGCUAGACGUCCAAUCCUCUACCUCCAGUUCCAACCUCCUGACCGUCCAAAAGCCCAGCUCUGCAGCCUCAGGUGGCUCUCAAAGGAGUCUGGGUUCACAGCUGGAGGGCAGCCUCGGGCCUUCACCUGCUGACAGCAACGGCAGCCGAGUGGUGUCCCCCUUUGCCAAGAUCAAGAGUUCCAUGGUCCAGGUGGCCAGCCUCACCCAGGCGGGACUCACCCAGGGCAUCAACUUUGCUGUUGCAAAGGUACAGAAGAGCCCCGAGCCAGACACUGUCAAUGAGGCCCAAGAGAGCGAGCUGAAGGCAAUGUUUACACAGUGCCAGACCAGGAUCAUUCAGAUCUAGUGCUUUCCUUGUAGCAGGAUUUUGUAGUCGUACGUCAUGUAAAAACUUCCUGUGUGGUAGCAGUAGCAAAAGCUUGCACAUAGCGUCACUACCUGGCCAAGAAAUGUGCUCUUAGAUUCAAAACUCGCCCACGUUAACAAUGACUCUUGUACAGAAUUGACAAAUACAUCCCCAAGCCCAACAGGACAGUGACCAUGUUUACGUGCACAUGAUUAUGGAUUCUCGUAUUCCUAAGAGCACUGAUGUGAGACAUGUAACCUUGCACACUGAUUAAUAUUAUUAUCUGAUGUCCUCCCUUUUAUGAUUUAAUCAUCAGUUGUCCCUCCUGAAUAUUCCAAUAAUGGAAAUACCAUGACAUUUCUAAAAUAAAUGUCUUAAAGUAGUAGUAUACAAUACCUUGACUGAAUAUAAAAAUGGCACAUUUGAGUAUUUAAAGAAUCAAUAAUAACUCCUAAGGGUACAACUGUCAUUGUGAUCAGUGUGUGUUCCAUGCAAAGUCUAAAUCCCUCCAGAAACACUUCUACUGUUGAAGUAUAUUGUUCUAUAGGUAGAGUUUUCUUACUAUGAUAAGCUUGAGAGACAAAUAACUAACAAUAAAUAAGAUAUUUAGGUUUUUAAGAUGUUUUAAACUUGUACUGCCAGAGUGGUACACAGUACUUUUGUGUAUGUAAACAAGUCACUGUCCUUAAUCUGAAGUUAUUUAAUGACCCACAACGCUUGCAUGUGAGGUUAAUGGUAACAAGUCAUUUUGAAAAGGCAGGUAAGCAUUAGCUGCAUGUUGAAAGACCAACUCUGACUUUAUCAUGUACUGUAUGUCAUCCUGUAUGUGCAGGUCACUUAUUGGCGUUUGUGAUAUAGAACUCGUAAUAACCUUCAAUUUGUAACAGUUGUAGAAACCAACCAAAUAUCUUUUGUGGUUCCCAAAAGACAACUCCAUGUUGAAUAUUACCCUUUGUAUAGCUGUCAGAAACUAGCCAGAUGACAUACUGUAUGUAGGUAUCCUAUGUAAUAUCAGUGUUGUCAAGUGUAACUUAGAAGAUAUACCGUUAUAGAAAUAAUAACUACACAAGACCUUGUAAGAGUAUCCUGGUUGUCGAUAUGUACAGUGAGUAUUGUUUAUCUGUCCCCGAGCAGAGCUUUCCCUUAAGCUUUUUGUAUCGAUGGUAGGGUGGAAGCUUAAUAUGUUUAAAGAGGUUCGAGCAUUAUAUUUUGAACAGUGCUGUCAUUGCUACCCAUGAAAUAACCAGAAUGCCACUGGUUGGAGUUGUUUUUUUGAUAGAGAUAUGUACUGAAAUAACUAUUCUGCUUAUGGUUGUACUAACGGGCUAUACGAGGGUUUGUUUGACUUGAAUCCUUGGACAGCGUUGUACAUUGACACUGCAUGUUUGACAAAGACAGGAGAGUAGCAUAUAGUAGGUAUAUAUGCAAUCGCACCCACCCGAUUAUUAGAAACACUGACGCUUUAUGCACUCCCCAAACUGAAAGCAUAUUUGCCUUAACAGGGAAUUGAAGUGGGAUUAUGUAUAUCAGGUAUUUAUGGCAAAAUCUACCUUUUUAAGUCCAUUCUUUACAUGUUACAUUUGGUGUACUGUAUAAAAGAUCAUGAUCAGGGUUACUGUAUGUCAUCGAGCUUUAUCUUGGGAUAUUUCAUCUGGACACUGGCACGUACGUGGAAAUGAGCAGGUUUUAGAGAUGUAAACGGUGUGUUGCUUGUGUGUAUGUGCUGUACAGUAUGUGUGAGUUUGUCAGAGCAUCCCUGCUGCUGCUGGUAUUUAGGAGUGCUUGCCUUAGACCCCAAAAGUAUAUUUAUAUGGUAUGAAGCUGUAAACAUUGUUAUAUUGUACAUUUUAUUCACUAACCUCAAGAAUUGCGGUUUCGCCUCAGUCACCCGUUACAGUUGUUGUCAUUCCGUAAAAAUCUCCCAGAGGAGCUUGUUAUACAUCACCAGAGGAUAUUUGAACCCAUAGCCACCUUAUCCUACUGUGUCUGUUUAUAAUAAACAAUAAUCUGGUUUUCUCUGAGCUGAAAUAUCUCAAGAUAAAGGUUCACCGUUUUUCAUAUUUUGUGUUAUUUUUUUGCCUGUUUUCUGCAUUCAGCUUGCUCACCAGCAGAUAAGAUGUGGGAUACUUGUAUAUUUUUCUCUUUAUUAUUGUGUUAAAUCAGACUGGCUGCUUUGUGGGUGCUGCUGAUAGUGCGUGGUGCUGCCAAAGCUUUAGGGUGAUAGCUGCAAUGGAAAGUUUUAACGCAGAGGGUAAAAGGUGUUUGGUUGUUUUUUUUUUUAACUUCCUUCAGAAUGCAAAACACUGGAGCAGUUCUUAAGAAGAGCAGAAAUUUAUUCUGCACUAAAGUAGCUGUAUGAAGCUACAAGGAACAGUAAUCCUCAACAUUCCUGAUAGAGACCACGACGCCAGAGCGCUGGUGUUUGCUUUUGAUAUGCAGAAGCUGACAGUUGUAUUUGAUCCUGUAUUUGCUGGGUGACAUGUGUCUUUACUUAAGUUUUCACACCAAGUGCUUUUGCCGUCACCUUCGUUUGUCAUCUACGGUCGUCUCCCGUUAGGACCCCAGAUCAUAACAAAUUAUCUUGUGACUAGAGAUCUUCAAGCAUUUGAUUUGCACUGUUUAAGCACAUUUUCUAGCAUUAGCACCCUUUCAUCUGAAUGUCUGUGGUCAUAUCUUUCCUCCUUACCAACUGACUGUUUGUCAUUGUUUUCCACAGUGUACUGAGAUUGUAUUGUAUAUUAAAGUAUCCUAUUUAUUCUUA